This is a messenger RNA of Toxorhynchites rutilus septentrionalis, 5418 nucleotides long. RefSeq lists its product as uncharacterized. Bases 284 to 1960 code for a protein of 558 amino acids. Gene Ontology annotation, cellular component: cytoplasm. The record is from RefSeq and is a predicted model, not a curated record. The transcript is spliced from 6 exons. Lineage: Eukaryota; Metazoa; Arthropoda; Insecta; Diptera; Culicidae.
UUUCCAUCCGCUAUUCAGUCAGAAGAAAAGCGAGCUUCUAGUAGUCCGCGAAAAGUUUUGUGGAGUAAAAGGAGGGCAAAGUUUUUCUUUCUCUUGGGUGUUUGAUAGUACCUUUCGACUUUUUCAACGCUAGAAAAGUGGAUUAAUAACAGAAAGCACCAUUUUCAGGGGAUUAGAAAGCGUUUAAGAGAGUGAUUGUUUUCGAAGAGGUGAACAAUUGCGAUUUGGAACGCAUUAAAGAAGACAAUUUUCUUUGAUUCGGAUCGCAAUCACAGGACGAACAAUGGCGGCAGAAGGGGAAAACGAAACACUACCGACAACGACGCCAACUUCCACGACCCCGGUUCCGGAGGAAGACAAACCAAAGGAAAUCACCAAACGAUCGCUACGAUUGGAUAUCUGGCAAAAAAUGAGAGAAAUGAAACUUUCGCCGCUACGGCGAUUCUCCAUUUUCAACAAGAUACCCAACUUUACCGGGGCAGAUGAGGCAGCAGAAAAGCUCGCCCAGACCGAGGAAUUCAAGAAAGCGAAUACCAUCAAGGUGAACAUUGAUUUGGCCCAGCAACAUGUCAAGCUGGAGGUGUUGAAGGCUGGCAAGACGCUGCUCGUGCCACCGGCCCAGCAAUCGCCCAACGUGUACGCCAAGAUCAAAUGUAGCAACAUGAGCGAGCUCGAUGCGGCGACGCAGAAAAAGAUCAUCAAACUGCAGGGUCCACCAGAUACAUUCGAAGAGAUUGGUAUGACCGGCACGGAGAAGAUAGACAUGGUUGUUGUUGGAUCCUGCGCUGUUUCCCGACAGGGUUACCGCAUUGGAAAAGGUAACGGCUAUGUCGAUCUGGAUAUUGCAAUUCUAAACGAGCUGGGCCUGAUUACCAAGGACACACUGAUCGUAACGACCGUUCACGAUGUGCAGGUGUUCGACACGCUACCAGAAGAACUGUUCAAAAAUUAUGAUUUACCGCUGGAUCUCAUCGUGACGCCCACUGAGGUUAUCCGCGUGGAGAAGAAACUCCGUCGAUCGACGGGCAUUCAGUGGCAUCUGUUGUCUUCACGUCGUCUGGAUAUUGUACCGGUGCUGAAGUGCAUGAAGGAGGAUCAAGAGAAGGCCGGCAAGGUGAUUGAACUGAAAUCGGACGACACAGACGUGGAGAGCUUCCGACAGAAGGCCAACCAGAGACGUACCCUUCGCCAGUCACAGUCCACUCAGAAACGACGAAGGCGCUCGAGCCGUCGGGUUGAUCCGAACCUGUACAACGAUAGAACCGGAAAUCAUGACGAUGCCGGAGAUAAGACCGACGGAGAGACUGCCGACGAGGGUAAAGCUGUGCGGAAACGUCCCCAGCGAAGAUGGAACUAUCAGCGUAAUAGAUCGGGGAAACGUACCAACAAGGACGGAACGGCAGCCGAUUCCGGAACUGAGAAGUCCGAAGGGGAGGAGAAUAGGAAGAAAGCCGGAAAGGGUGGCGAUAGGAAGAGAUCUGGACGCGCACGGGACAGUGCGGAGAAGGGCGCCAAGAGCGAGCGGAAGGAAAACCGCGGCCAGAGGAGCGUGUGUAUACGCGUUUCGAACAUUAACCGCACGAUGAGAAUCAAAGAACUCAAACAGGAGUUACGCAGCCGAGAUUGCAAUCCAUACUUCAUCAAAUGGAAUGGUUUCCACGGUAGGUGCUAUCUGCACUUCGCUAGGAAACCUGACCAAAGUGAUGAUGUGACCGCGGCCGCUUUGAUGAAGAGACUCGAGGACCUGACACUCACCCUGCCUCCCAAGGAGGAAAAGGAUGGCGAUAAUGACAAUGACGAACCACGAGCGGUGAAAUUGAAAUGUGAGAUUUUCAAACGAAAGGAAGUCGUUAAUGGAGAAGAUACUCAGGGUGAGACCGAACCUACUCAGCAACCCACAACCAACGGAACCGUUCUGGAAGGCAGUCGAAUUGAAACGACUGAUGUGACCGCUGUCUAGAGCGCAGACAGAGGAGGAAACACCGCAAAGUAAAAAAAAGCCACAACACAAAAUGCAGAGAAGUAAAGCGCGAACAGAGUGCAAAAUAUCGGAUAGUGCCGGUUCCUGGUGGGAUAUGCACACCGGAAGCGGUCUACGUCGUGGCCAACGAGUGCCCAUCAUUUCUUUGUCGCGGCCAUUUCGCGUAUAUAACAUUAGUGUGUGUUCGAGAUUUAUGUUUGAAAAAUAGGUGGAAGAAAAUCGCCUUCAUACGCUCCGCGCAUACCGAGAAAGCGAUAUUUUGAGUUAGAGAAAUUGGAGUACGCAGGGGAACGUACAUCGCGGGAACCGGUCAGAAGAUUUCUUUGCAAUGAUAUAAGGAUGCACCCUCAUUUUCCUUCCGACAAAACCAAACACUCAUGGAUGCGGACGCUCGUCGCGUUACGAUGGAAGCGAGCGCGCCCUCCAUAUUCCAAAAGGGGAAGAUAAUCACGAGAGGGCUAUAAGUUGUUAUUGUUUCUUCGUUAUUUACAAUAUAACUUAGAGCUAGAGAGAAUUUAUUUAUUUUACAUUACAAACAAGCUGUUCCUUCCAAUAUUUCAAAACCAUAAUUUCCCGCAUAAGAAAAACAAGAUAGCAUCGAAACGAGAAAGAGAAUGAAAAGGCUCCGAGGCGUGCGCCGAAAUCCGAUUUUUGCCUUUCUAAGCGAAUUCGACGUGUGAUGCAGAGUGGAAUACUGAACAAAACCGAGAACCGACCGUAUAAUAUAUGUGCAUUAGAGAAGAUUGAAACUAGAAAUCAAACGUGAGGAAGAUUUGUUGGAAAAAUAAUUCUUUUUCCUGCUAAGAAGAGCGCGAGAUAUAUGAACCCUGUGAAUUAAAUACAAAUGAUUAGAACUUUUUUCUGUUAUAGAAGAAGAACAAGUUUCGCGACUAUGAUGAACCUAAACCAUAUUUAACCGCACUAGCAGCUCGCUGGAAGUUGGAAGCAAGUGAACAAUCCAACGCUAUAAUCAGAUCAACAUUUGUGUGUAAAUCAGCAGAAAUCGAGACGCAAUUGGUGAUGAUUAAACCAACUGAAUUGUGCACAUUUAGAGGACAGAUUGAGAUGUGCAUGCCUAUAUUUAUAUAAUAUUCAUGUUGAUGCAAAAAAGGUAAUUUUCUUCUUUGCUACUUGAUAUGUGAAUGAACAAAAAAGGAAAAACAAAGCAAAACAAAUACAGUAAAUGAUAUGAAAACGGUGAUCCGUUAGCGCAAAGAGGAAGGACACAGAGAUAGCGUUUUUUCUCACUCAUACACACACAUUAUUCAAAUUAUGUUUUGUCAGUUAACUAUAUGUGUGUCGACACACAAAACCAUUAUUUACAAACAAAACGGAAUGCAUUACAUUUGUUAAAGGAAAACAAUGUCCACAAGACAGAUGUAUUUUGUGAACCACGUUUUAAGAAGAGAUGAUUGCGAAUGCGCAAGAAGUGCAGAAGCUCUGAUUGAUGAAUAAGAUGAAUUUUGAGGUAUAGUUUGUGUAACUUAGGAGGAAGCAAACGAGAAAUGAAAUUGAGGAAAUAAACAAUUACCAUUUAUAAAAUCUAGUUUACGGCUGAAAAUUAUGUAAGGUAUUUGCUGCCCCGUGAAAAUAGGAAGCUGGAUGCUGGAAGUGUGCAAGAGAGAGGGGAAAGACCCACGAAACAUAGAAUGCGAAAUACCGAUCCAGCUUUCUUCGCUAGUAGGGCGUUUGAAUUUUAGAAUGAUUAGAAUGAUUCGAACCUAAAUGGCAAGGAUAAAGGAGGAGUAUCAAUUUCUAUUUAUUUCGAGAACAAAUGUGGAUUUGCAAUUGAAGUACACUAUUUCGAAAAAGGGUUUUGCGUCCAGGAAAGAUACUCUUUCUUUUUUGCCGAUACUCUUACAUAAGAAUAAAAAAAAGAAUAAUUACAAAAAAAAGAGUGGUUCGAAUCCGGGCACAGAUUUACCUAUUGAUUAACCCCAAUCAUUAAAAUACACUAAUAUACUAACUAGAAAUCUUGGUCACACAAUUUGGGAGAUUUAGACAGAGUAAACACCAUCUCCCAGUUGGGACGAAUUUCAAUAACGAAAGUAUAUGUCGGAAGAGGAAAACACAAGGGGCACUCUGAAAACAGAUGAUUGUUCGUUCCACCCACAAUUCAACUCUUCUGAUUUUACAUUGACUUUGGCAUUAAAAAACACUAACAAACGGUUUUCUUCAAUACAAGACUAGGAUAAGAGAAAAUUCAAUUAAGAAGCUAAUAAGAUCACACAGAGAUAAUCAGAGUCUAAAAUUAGAAUUGCGCUAAGGACCCACACAUCAAAACGAAAGCGUAUGCGCGCGCGUGUGUUGGAGACAGCAGAAGGAAUUACGACAACGCACUCACAACAUAAACAAAAGCGUAGGUUUAAAGUCUUAUAUACAUCUUUAUGGAAAGUAAAACAAAUGAAAAGAUAAUCGGAGGAGUGCGAAGCCUUUCGCCUGGACCAGGAAACAAGUAGUGCAGCAACUCGCGAAAGCAGCUUCCCUCCGUGAUUUCUGUGUUAAUGUAAGAUUUGCUGAAUGUGUGUAUGUUUUCUUUUAACAAUGAUAUAAAAUAUAUAACUAUUUAGGCUUCAAGAUUUAGUACCUUCAUUACGCUAACACUAAGUAUAGCUUGCAGCAAAAUCAAACCCUUUAAACAUCAUAGAGAACCCAUUGUGGUUUACGUUCAAAAACAAAUCUACCGAAAGAACGAUACCGUUUAUUUUUCACCACAAUUUAUUAAUUAUUCAAUCAAAAACUAGUUCCAAACCGGUUUCCAGCAUAUUAACCUAUCUAGAGUACCUUUUUGUGCAAGCGCGCAAAUAAGGCCGAGGAUACAACACACACACACACUCACACCAGAGGUACAGUAGCCGUAAGAAGAAAAUACGCAAAUGAAUAUUAUUCGUGAACAAGAACAAGAACAAAAAAAAAUUAGGCCGUAAAAAGUGGUUCAAGAAAAGCCGGCGCAAAAUGUUGUGACAGCGCAUCGUGUGAGCUCCGGUUUUCGAUAGAAACUUCUUUCAUUGUUUAUUCCAAAAAAUAUGCGAAAAAGUUACGAGUCAACAAAUAUUAGCGGACAGGAAAAAGAAUUAAAGGUUUAUUGGAGUGAAACUUUCCAAUUCCUAAAACCGACGACACGACGACUACUGAGAGAGUACAGUAUCGAGAACAGAGUAAAAAAAACCUAAAAGAAAGCACAUUCGGAACGCGAAGGCUUGGUUUAGAGAAAGAAGAGAAGAAAAAAAAAACGCCGAUACACUCAAUGGAAGCAUUGAGGGAAAAAGAAAGCGCGCGCGGUAGUUCAAAAGAAAGAAACAAAAGAAAAAAAUCGUAGUAAAUUACACAAAAUAAAACAACGCCCAGGGAUUAAACAUAAACGAAAGAAGAAGAAGCAACCCAACACACAAAACGGUAACCUUUAUUACGCAAUGAAAAAAAAAACAAAACAGAAA